AAAAGGUAAGGAUGUAUGUGUCAAGAUUUAAAUAUAAGGGAUACUUUUGCAAUAUAUACAUUUUUGCCCAACAAAAUCUCAACUUACCAGCACACAGAAAGGAUUUUUCAGGGUAAACCUCUGCACUCUCCGGCGCCGGCAAUUACUUUACUGAUGAUGUCAUCCGGCACCGUCCAAGUAACAGAUCAUCGGGAGAUGCUAAACGGAGACAAACUUGUAUUAAGGGGAUUAAAAUUUCAUGGGUACCAUGGGGUGAAGCCAGAAGAAAGGAAGUUGGGACAGAAAUUCUUGAUAGAUGUAGAUGCCUGGAUGGAUCUUCGAGUUGCAGGAAAUUCCGACAACUUGUCUGAUACCAUCAGUUAUACUGCCAUAUACCGCAUAGUUAAAGAGGUUGUUGAAGGAGCCUCACAAAAUCUUCUUGAAUCUGUGGCUCAACUUAUUGCGUCAACAAUCUUAAGCAACUACCACCAGGUGUCUGCUGUCCGGGUGCAAGUCGGAAAGCCUCAUGUGGCAGUGCAAGGUCCAGUGGACUAUUUGGGCGUUGAGAUCACUAGGUACCGUAGCGUUGACAUGCAAAGCUGAGGUUUCCGUGGAUCAGUGUCGUGCGUUGACAUGCAAAGCUGAGGUUUCCGUGGAUCAGUGUCGUACUUCACACUUCCAUUUGUAACUUUGAGUCAAGCUUGAUAAAUUUGUUAUACUUUUUCCUUCGGUUUCUGGGGUUGGGAUACGAUCACAUUACUGUGUAACUUAUUGAAUCUCUGGUACAUUAUUGAUGGUGGAUUAUAAUUUUAUUUCAUUGCUUUCUACCUA
This is a messenger RNA of Olea europaea var. sylvestris, 810 nucleotides long. Its product is annotated as dihydroneopterin aldolase 2-like. The record is from RefSeq and is a predicted model, not a curated record. Gene Ontology annotation, biological process: folic acid-containing compound metabolic process. NCBI's taxonomy places the organism in Eukaryota, Viridiplantae, Streptophyta, Magnoliopsida, Lamiales, Oleaceae. The transcript has 3 exons. Gene Ontology annotation, molecular function: dihydroneopterin aldolase activity. Bases 16 to 582 code for a protein of 188 amino acids. Gene Ontology annotation, cellular component: cytoplasm.